Messenger RNA from Cryptomeria japonica (Japanese cedar), 4988 nucleotides. Its product is annotated as phospholipid-transporting ATPase 1. NCBI's taxonomy places the organism in Eukaryota, Viridiplantae, Streptophyta, Pinopsida, Cupressales, Cupressaceae. Gene Ontology annotation, molecular function: magnesium ion binding; ATP binding; ATP hydrolysis activity. Gene Ontology annotation, cellular component: plasma membrane. The record is from RefSeq and is a predicted model, not a curated record. The transcript is spliced from 8 exons. Gene Ontology annotation, biological process: phospholipid translocation. The coding region runs from base 550 to 4485 and encodes 1311 amino acids.
GUUCCGAAUCAAAAAUUAAUUUAAAAAUCGAACUGGCACAAAUUAGAAAUAAGAAAAAAACAAAAAAUUGACGGAGAUUAGAGCAAAUGAAACCAAAAAAUAUUUUUUUGACGGAAUCUCCAAAGUCAUUUGCAGGUUCCAUGUUCGAUUCUGCUGUGCGCUCGAUGGAUGAUGCUGAGAAAACCCUAGCGAUCUGCUGAAAUUGAAAUCGCAGGAGCCAAUACGUCACUCAAAUUGAUCGAGACAGGUGAAAGUGUGGCGAAGUCCUCGGGUAAGAGUUUUCAACUCAAAUAUUUCAAUCUGCAGCAGCCAAUGCUUAGCCUAUCGCUUUCUACAGUGAGUUUGUAGUGGGAAAUGCGGGCGGAGCAUGCAAAAUGGCAAGGUAGAGGAAAUGGAUUUGUGUGUAUCACGCGGAAUUGAAGUAAUUGUGAAGUUUUUGGCUAGAACGGAGGGUGAAGAGGUGAUUUCUGGGCCGCCAAUCCUGAUUUAGAGCUUUUCAGAACUUUUCUGUGCCGAUCUUCGGAUGUAUGCGCGUUUAGGCUGCAAAUUAUGAUUUCAGACAAUCCUUUUCUGAUCUCUUCUCCACCCCACACUAAUUCUAGUAGCGGUAGCUAUGAUUGUGUUUUCCCCAAUGUUAAUGCUACCUCCCGCUUGUCCUCUCAGAUCCGAUCUUCAAGUUACAUUGGGAGUGGGCCACACGAGAUGCAAUAUUUGAAGGAUAACGAUAACAGCAGCAUUGGAUGGGAUUCGUACUCCAAUUCAAGCCCUAACAAUAAAUUUCAGCUCCCUGGCUCUGAAUUCUUCCCUUUCCGCUCGAAGGGUGAAACUGAAGAGCAGGGCGUGGCUUUUUCAGCUGACAACAUGUAUCCGCCAAAUACCUCUGUAGUUAAUUCCUUAGAGACUCAUAAUUGUGUAUCCACGUUUGAGAUUUCUAACACGCUAGACAGUCCUUUGGCUCAGAAAGCGGAGAAUAUGAGGCGGCAAGCAGAUUCUUCAAAAGGGCAAGGUUUGAGAGUUUUGGAGCUAGAGCAUUCUGCAACAGAUGGUGAAAAUCAAAAUGAUAGGCUCAUAUAUAUCAAUGACCCCAAACUGACAAAUGACAAAUAUGAGUUUACUGGAAAUGAGAUUCGGACUAGCAAAUACACUGUCAUCACUUUCCUACCGAAGAAUUUGUUUGUUCAGUUUCAUCGACUUGCUUACAUUUAUUUCCUGGUGAUAGCUGCCUUGAAUCAGCUUCCUCAGCUUGCAGUCUUUGGGAGAACUGUAUCACUUUUCCCCUUGCUGUUUGUUUUGUGUGUGACAGCAAUCAAGGAUGGGUAUGAGGACUGGCGCCGACAUCGUUCUGAUAAGAAAGAGAAUAAUAGGGAGGUACAAGUGUUACAGGGUCUCCUUUAUAGCUCAAAGAAAUGGAAGAAUGUAAGAGUAGGUGAAGUUCUGAAGAUACAUGCAAAUGAAACAAUCCCAUGUGAUAUUGUUUUGUUAGAGACGAGUGAUCCUAGUGGAAUUGCAUAUGUUCAGACAAUUAAUCUUGAUGGAGAAUCAAAUCUGAAAACAAGAUAUGCCAGACAGGAAACUGCAGUUAAGAGGCCUGAGAGGGAACCCCCUUCAGGACUUAUUCGUUGUGAACAACCAAAUAGAAACAUAUAUGGUUUCAUUGCAAACAUGAAAAUUGAUGACCAAACGAUUCCCCUUGGGCCAUCAAACAUUGUGCUUCGAGGUUGCCAGCUGAAAAAUACGGCAUGGAUAGUUGGUGUGGUUGUUUAUGCUGGUCAAGAGACCAAAGCAAUGCUGAAUAGCUCAGGAGCACCUUCAAAACGAAGCAGAUUGGAAGGGCACAUGAACAGAGAGACGAUAUGGCUAUCCGUCUUUCUAUUUAUUAUGUGUGCUGUGGUGGCAUUUGGAAUGCUUAUGUGGCUUGUCAAGCACAAGGAGGAACUUGAUACUUCUCCGUUCUAUAGGAAGAUAAUUUUUACAUAUGAAAACAGGGGUGGAGAAAAAUACAAUUAUUAUGGUGUUGGAAUGGAGGUUUUAAUUUCAUUUCUGAGUUCUGUCAUAGUUUUCCAGAUAAUGAUACCGAUAUCUCUGUAUAUAUCAAUGGAGUUAGUCCGUUUGGGGCAGUCAUAUUUCAUGAUUGGGGAUCAGGAGAUGUAUGAUAGCAAUUCAAAUUCAAGGUUCCAAUGUCGUUCAUUGAACAUAAAUGAAGAUUUAGGUCAGAUCAGGUAUAUAUUCUCUGACAAGACAGGUACCCUGACAGAGAAUAAGAUGGAGUUUUAUAAUGCAAGUAUAUGUGGGGUGAAUUACUGCAAUGCAAAAUCUACUGUUGAAUGUUUGGUGCAAGAAACUUCUAGCAAGAAUGAAGAGCGGGAAAAUAUUGCAGAAAUACUGGAUGGGCAGGUUUUGAAACCAAAGAUGAAGGUCAAGGUGGAUGUGGAGCUUGUUCAGUUACUCAGUAAAAGCUUAUCAUUGCAUGAGAGAAAAGUUGCACACGAAUACUUCCUUACUCUGGCAGCUUGUAAUACAGUAGUCCCUACUAUAAUAGAAAUGCCAUCUCCUGGAAACCAUGAACGUAAUGCUGCAAAUUUAUCAUAUGAAGAUUCAAGAUCAAUUGAUUAUCAGGGAGAGUCUCCAGAUGAACAGGCUCUGGUUGCAGCAGCUGCUGCUUAUGGAUAUACUCUCAUUGAGAGAACAUCAGGGUAUAUUGUGAUCAAUGUAUUGGGUGAAAGGCAAAGGCUGGAUGUAUUGGGGUUACAUGAGUUUGACAGUGUACGCAAAAGGAUGUCAGUAAUAGUGCGAUGUCCAGACAAUACUGUAAAAGUUCUUGUAAAAGGGGCAGAUAGUUCAAUACUUAAUAUUAUAGCCAAAACAUCUAGUGGCAGUGAAGCAGCACCCUUGAAUGAUUUAAUUCGUAAUACAGAAAGCCAUUUGACUGAAUAUUCAUCACAAGGUUUGCGAACUCUUGUUGUGGCAGCAAAAAAUCUCAAUGAGGAAGAACUUAAAAGAUGGCAGUGUUGUUAUGAAGAAGCCAGUACAUCAUUAACUGAAAGGGCAGGCAUGCUUCGGGGAGCUGCAAGUCUCAUUGAAUGCAAUCUUAACCUUCUUGGGGCCACAGGGAUAGAAGAUAAAUUACAAGAUGGUGUUCCAGAUGCAAUAGAAUCUCUAAGGCAAGCUGGGAUUAAGGUUUGGGUUCUGACUGGAGAUAAGCAAGAAACUGCUAUUUCCAUCGCUCUUUCAUGUAAGCUUCUCAAUGGGAGUAUGCAACAAAUUAUAAUCAAAGGUACCUCCACAGAAGCUUGUCGACAUCUCUUAGCAGAGGCAAAGACAACAUAUGGAAUAACUAGAAAUGAGAAGCAAAAAAACUUAUCAAAGAGGCAAAAAAGUGUUGAUAUUGAUGAGGGUGAGGGCAUACAUGGAAGGCGAGUGCCUGGUAUGGAAGAGGGGCAUUCACCGUUGGCACUAGUAAUUGAUGGCACGAGUCUGGUCUAUAUAUUGGAAAGUGAUUUGGAACAAGAGCUUUUUGAUUUGGCCACAUCAUGUAAAGUAGUCCUUUGCUGUCGAGUUGCUCCUUUGCAAAAAGCUGGUAUUGUUGACCUUAUAAAGAGCAGAACAAAUGACAUGACACUAGCCAUUGGCGAUGGAGCAAACGAUGUUUCUAUGAUCCAGAUGGCAGAUGUUGGAGUAGGCAUUAGUGGUCAAGAAGGACGACAAGCUGUGAUGGCGUCUGACUUUGCAAUGGGACAAUUCAAAUUUUUGAAGCGAUUAUUGCUUGUUCAUGGUCACUGGAAUUAUCAACGUGUUGGCUAUUUGGUUCUGUACAACUUCUACAGGAAUGCUGUAUUUGUAUUGAUGCUCUUCUGGUAUAUAUUGUACACAGCCUAUUCUACAACAUCUUCCUUAACUGACUGGAGCAGUGUAUUCUAUUCUGUUAUCUAUACUUCCUUGCCAACAAUCGUGGCAGGUGUAUUAGACAAAGAUUUGGAUCAAAAAACUCUACUUCGCUAUCCAAAACUUUAUGGGGCUGGGCACAGACAGGAAAGUUAUAACCCAAAGCUCUUCUGGCUCACAAUGACUGAUACAUUGUGGCAAAGUCUUGUUCUUUUCUAUGUACCACUUCUUUCAUAUAAACAAAGUACAAUUGACAUCUGGAGCAUAGGUAGUCUGUGGACAAUUAGCGUGGUUGUGCUAGUCAAUGUUCAUUUGGCGAUGGACAUUCAAUGUUGGGCAUUUUUUACUCAUGCUGCAACAUGGGGCUCAAUUGUUGUUACAUAUGCUUGCCUUGUCAUUUUGGAUUCAAUUCCUGUAUUUCCUAACUACUGGACAAUCUUCCGACUAGCCAUGUCGGUGCCGUAUUGGUUAAAUAUUCUUCUUAUAACAUGUUUAGCAUUACUACCUCGCUUUGUAGUGAAAGCUAUGACACAGAGGUUCUGGCCUUCAGAUAUUCAAAUUGCCCGAGAAGCAGAAAUACUGAAAAGGGAUUCUGACAACUAGGCUGUGAUGUUGACUGAAACUGCAAACUUGCUUGGUCAUUGUUGUUACAAAGGAUUAAGUUCUUUCCUGCUUCAUGUAGCUACAGGAACUGGUAACUUCGCCAUGGAGCUUAUUUUUGUGUGACAAAUACAGUGCCAAUUUGCAGAGGUACAAUAUUUGUCUUCAAUCACCUUGUGUCUCAUCUGGUACAACAGAAUGAAAUUUCAUGUUGGAGUAGCUCCACUUGCCCAUUGCUCACAUUUAGGUCUGAAACGGCCAAAUCUGGUGACCUGUGUGUUGCUUAUCUUAAUCUUGCAGGCUUUGUAAAAUUUGAAAAUCUCAAUGUAUUCUACUUUCCAAAGCUGGCCAUAACAGCCAAGGUUUUGGAUUGCUGCAUCUCUCUGCAAGUUGAUAUGUAAUUAUGUGUUUUAACUUUUCAUAAAUAUGUUAUGGAAGGCAAACCAAUAUGAAUCAGUGGAUCUUGAUUCUUUAAAUUUUUACAACUAACCUCAAUUUCCACAUCA